GGGAGGCGGGGUCGGCAUUGGCGCCCGCCCCUCCCCGCCGCCGACCUGCGCCCGAGUGCGGGAGCCGGAGCCGGAGCUGGAGCCGGAGCCCAGAGCCCAGAACCGAGAGCCCGAGCCGGGCGUCCCGCCCGCGGCACCAUGGAGGCGCAGGCCCGAGGUUUGCUGGAGACAGAGCCGCUGCAAGGAAGAGAUGAGGACACAGUAGCCAGCACUGACUUCUCCAGCAUGCUCUCCGAGGAGGAGAAGGAGGAGCUGAAGGCAGAGUUAGUUCAGCUGGAGGACGAAAUCACAACACUGCGACAAGUGCUGUCGGUGAAGGAGCGGCACCUGGCAGAGAUCAGACAGAAGCUGGGCAUGAGCCUGAUGGACGAGUUGAAGCAGAACUUCAGCAGGAGCUGGCACGAUGUGCAGACCACAGCCGCCUACAAGAAGACGCAGGAGACCCUGAGCCAUGCAGGGCAGAAGGCCACGGCGGCAUUCAGCAACGUGGGCACAGCCAUCAGCAGGAAGCUCGGGGACAUGCGGUCUCACUCCAUCGGCUACUCCAUCCGCCAUUCCAUAAGUAUGCCUGCUAUGAGGAAUUCUCCUACUUUCAAAUCAUUUGAGGAGAGGGUUGAGACAACUGUCACGAGCAUUAAGACGAAAGUAGGUGGGACGAACCAAGGCGGCGGAGGCAACUUUGAGGAGGUGCUCAGCUCCACAGCCCAGGCCAGUGCGCAGAGCACCUCGGGAGGCCCUCGCCAGGCCGAGGACGAGGCGCUGCAGUGCUAGACCCUUACAGCUUGCCUGGCCACCUGUGCCCCUGCGUCUCCAGAUACAAAGACCAAAAUCCCAGUGGCAAAGUCCCAGGCUCAGUGUUCUUAUUUAAACAGGCUCUCCAGGAGGCCUAACACAGUGAUUCCACUCUAUUUGUGUUGAUGAUGGACCACGUGACUAUCACCCGUGCUGUUUAUAGAUCGUCAUCUUUUCCAGGUCCCAAACAGAGCAGGCACCCAGUUGGUCAUAACGCUGGUCUGUGUCACCCAGCGUGUAUUUCCCUGACAGUCCGAGGUGAUGCCUGCUUUAGAUUUCCCUUGGCACCUUUCUGAUGUGCGUGACCUGUAAGGGCCAGGGGGUCCUUGCAGAUGAAGCUUGACACGCAUCUCCAGAAGAGGACAGCAAACUGCAGAUUCCCUCAAGCUGCUUGUGAUCUCCUUCAUAUCAACAAUGUAUGUUUAUUUAAGCAAUUAAAAUAAUCAUUUUAAUGGUGA
This is a messenger RNA of Cavia porcellus (domestic guinea pig), 1250 nucleotides long. It is a transcript of the gene Tpd52l1, whose product is annotated as TPD52 like 1. The transcript is spliced from 8 exons. Gene Ontology annotation, biological process: positive regulation of apoptotic signaling pathway; positive regulation of MAP kinase activity. The record is from RefSeq and is a predicted model, not a curated record. Gene Ontology annotation, cellular component: cytoplasm. Bases 139 to 771 code for a protein of 210 amino acids. Lineage: Eukaryota; Metazoa; Chordata; Mammalia; Rodentia; Caviidae.